Molecule: messenger RNA, 1145 nt
Organism: Populus euphratica (Euphrates poplar)
Lineage: Eukaryota; Viridiplantae; Streptophyta; Magnoliopsida; Malpighiales; Salicaceae
Product: vesicle-associated membrane protein 721
Exons: 5
Coding region: 179-838 (219 amino acids)
Biological process (GO): vesicle-mediated transport
Cellular component (GO): membrane
Source: RefSeq, a predicted model, not a curated record
GAUAAAAACAAAUACUACUCUGUAAUAAAUAAAUAAACAGACAAAUCCAGCAAAUAAACUCCUCUUUCUCUCCGAUCCUCUCAUCUCUCAAGUUUCGUAUCUAUUGUUGAAUGUUUGAUUUGAUCAUCUGAUACUCUAGGGUUUUUUUUCUUCGGGAAGUAAAGGAGAGGAGGUGGAGAUGGGGCAACAAUCAUUGAUCUAUAGCUUCGUGGCAAGAGGAACUGUGAUUCUUGCGGAGUACACGGAGUUUAAAGGCAAUUUCACUGGCAUCGCUGCACAAUGUCUUCAAAAACUUCCCGCUUCCAAUAACAAGUUUACUUAUAACUGCGAUGGCCAUACCUUCAAUUACCUCGUUGAAGAUGGAUUCACCUACUGCGUGGUUGCAGUUGAAUCUGCUGGCAGACAAAUCCCAAUUGCCUUUUUGGAGCGAGUUAAGGAAGAUUUUAACAAAAGAUAUGGUGGAGGAAAAGCAGCAACGGCCGUGGCCAAUAGCCUGAACAGAGAGUUUGGGUCCAAGUUGAAGGAGCACAUGCAGUAUUGUGUGGAUCAUCCUGAAGAGAUCAGCAAGCUUGCAAAAGUUAAGGCUCAGGUUUCUGAAGUUAAGGGUGUUAUGAUGGAAAACAUUGAGAAGGUUCUUGAUCGUGGAGAGAAGAUUGAGCUGCUGGUGGAUAAAACUGAGAACCUUCACUCGCAGGCACAAGAUUUCCGAAAACAGGGAACUAAGAUGAGAAGAAAGAUGUGGAUUCAGAAUAUGAAGAUGAAAUUGAUUGUUUUGGGUAUUAUCAUUGCCUUGAUUCUCAUCAUAGUGUUAUCUGUGUGCCAUGGAUUCAAUUGUUAAUUUCUCCUGGGUUCCACUGGAUGCUUCUUUUGCUGCCAAGAUUACUGGAUUGUCUUUGCUAAAUUGAUUCUGACGAUUUGUCUACGAGAUCUCUCUCUGCAUGACCAUUUAUGUCUUACUCCAUUCGCCUUCUGUUAGCUUUGUUUAGGAUGCGAGAGGUUUUGUGUUUUGAAUUUGGUUGUAUAGGUUAUAUGAACUCCCGAGUAGAUAAUUUUCUUCUCCUACAUGGUAUUAAAAUUUGUUUAAUGUGUGAUGAAUAUUGAAUCCCAGCAAUUUAGAUCGUCCUUUGCAAUAUUAUUUUUGUAUC